AUGUGGGUUCUUCCUUUACUUGGAUACUUAGGAGUGGUUGUGGGAUUUGCAUUUCUUACUCUCGCAAUCGCAUCGGGACUAUACUAUCUCUCCGAAUUAGUCGAAGAACACACCGUCUUCGCACGAAAACUCCUAAGCCGUCUUAUUUACACCAUAAUCGGCAUUCAAGUCCUCCUCGUUCUCUUCGAUCGAUUCCCAAUCUGGCUUUCCAUCCUCAGCAUCCUUUCGCACCUUGUUUACGCAAGCAAUCUACGCCGAUUCCCUAUCGUGAAGCUCAGCGAUCCACUCUUCAUCCUUUCGUGUAUUCUGGUUCUAUUGAAUCACUGGUUAUGGUUCCGACACUUCUCCAACCCACCUGCGCCAUCACGAUCAGCCGAUCAGAAUUGGCGCCAGCCAUACCAAGUCAAUUAUGCGGAUAUGCCUUCAUUCUCUGAGGUAGCUUCUUACUUUGGAUUAUGUGUUUGGCUUGUUCCAUUUGCGUUAUUCGUUAGUCUGAGCGCGGGUGAGAAUGUCUUGCCGAGUAUGGGAUCGGAAUACGCGACUGGGGAACGAUCUUCUGGGUUGGGUCAUAGUCGAGGACCGUCUGAUGGAAAGUCUAAGAAUAAGGGAAUGGCAAAGGCUUUGGUUGAUAAUGUCCGGGAUUGGGCGAGAGAGAAUGGAGAGUUGAUGGGCUUCGGGCGAGGUGAAGGAACCCGGAGGUUUUGA
Penicillium malachiteum is the source of this 705-nucleotide messenger RNA. RefSeq lists its product as uncharacterized. The coding region runs from base 1 to 705 and encodes 234 amino acids. Gene Ontology annotation, cellular component: endoplasmic reticulum membrane; Golgi membrane; COPII-coated ER to Golgi transport vesicle. Gene Ontology annotation, molecular function: COPII receptor activity. Gene Ontology annotation, biological process: endoplasmic reticulum to Golgi vesicle-mediated transport. The transcript has 2 exons. NCBI's taxonomy places the organism in Eukaryota, Fungi, Ascomycota, Eurotiomycetes, Eurotiales, Aspergillaceae. The record is from RefSeq and is a predicted model, not a curated record.